ACAUGUUACGAAAUGGAGCGAUAUUUGAAGGACGAGCCGAAGAUGCAGAUCAAGAAGAUCAACGCUUCGGACAUGGACACAUCGUGGUUCGCGACGCCGACGGCAAACGGUUGGAAGAUGGAGGUGGACUGCUUGGAGGAGUACAACGACAGACACAUGGACUCGUUGAGCACGAGCUCCGCCAGUUCGACGUACUCGUGGGACGGACCACUUUCGUGCGCGGUGAUCGUGAAGCGUGAAGAAGACGAGGAGGACGACGACGAAGACGCGUACGAGGAUAGGGCGAGAUCGGACACCGAUGAGCUUCAUCUGCACCUGGUCGCGCGAAACUCGACGACGCUGACGCCGCCUUCCAGUCCGGAAUCUGCACCAGGUCACAACAGCAACGGCAGCUCCAGCGCCAGCGAGAUGGACCUCUGCACGCUGCAGGACGUGCCGCGGAACACGAUCGUUCGCCUGAGGACGACCAGUCUGGCCAGGUUCAUUUCGGUGGUGCCGUCGCCCGCCUCCCCAGCAGCCGCCGCCACCGCCAAACACAGCAGACUCGACCAUUCUCCCGAUUCUAAGAGGAGGAUACACAAGUGCCAAUUCCCGGGUUGCAAAAAGGUCUACACCAAGAGUUCACACCUCAAAGCCCACCAGCGAACGCACACCG
Molecule: messenger RNA, 655 nt
Organism: Nicrophorus vespilloides
Lineage: Eukaryota; Metazoa; Arthropoda; Insecta; Coleoptera; Silphidae
Product: Krueppel-like factor 7
Exons: 1
Biological process (GO): regulation of transcription by RNA polymerase II
Molecular function (GO): RNA polymerase II cis-regulatory region sequence-specific DNA binding; DNA-binding transcription factor activity, RNA polymerase II-specific
Source: RefSeq, a predicted model, not a curated record